This is a messenger RNA of Helianthus annuus (common sunflower), 1451 nucleotides long. Its product is annotated as ELMO domain-containing protein A. The transcript has 9 exons. The record is from RefSeq and is a predicted model, not a curated record. Lineage: Eukaryota; Viridiplantae; Streptophyta; Magnoliopsida; Asterales; Asteraceae. Bases 355 to 1158 code for a protein of 267 amino acids.
AGCACAACACACGUAAUAUAUACAUACAUACACUCAUCAGCAGUCGAUAGGAUAGAUACAGAGAGAGAAAGUAGUAUAGAGAGAGACAUACCCAAAUAUAAAUCUACACUCCUUCAUACACAUAAAUACAUACAUACAUUCACACACACUUAUUACACGCACAAGAAUUGUGCAAACACAGAACACUCCUUGAUUCCGAUUCAAAUACUAUCAUACAACUUUAGAUCUCGUAAAACCCCAGAGCAGUUUCACCAACAACUUUCUCUCAAGAUUCAAUGCCAACGUUCUUUCUUUACAGUUCUUGAUACUUUAUGAUUCAACUGAUGGUGAAAUAGUGUGUGUGUUUGUUUGGAAAUGGAUGAUAGAGGAGGUGGAUCAUUUGUGGCGGUUAGGAGGGUUUCUCCUCAAGGGCUGCUUGAUAGAAAUAACACUUGUCAAACUACUUCAGCUGAGGCUGUGGCAGGAUCAACAGCAUGGCUUUCAUGUGUUUGUGCUCAGGGAACAGAAGACGAUUCUCGCCCCUCAUUUGAUUUGACACCUGAACAGGAGGAUUGCUUAAUGAGACUGCAAAACAGAUUAGACAUCGCAUACGAUAGUUCAGUUCCAGAACACCAAGAAUCAUUGCUAGCAUUAUGGAAAGCCGCCUUUCCCGAAGAAGAGCUCCACGGUCUAAUUUCCGAACAGUGGAAGGAAAUGGGCUGGCAAGGAAAAGAUCCGUCUACUGAUUUUCGGGGCGGUGGAUUUAUCUCAUUGGAGAACUUAUUGUAUUUCGCGAGGAAUUUCCCUAAAUCAUUUCAAGAUCUUCUUAGAAAGCAGGAAGGUGACAGGUCCAUGUGGGAAUAUCCGUUUGCAGUAGCGGGUGUCAAUAUUACGUUCAUGCUUAUUCAGAUGCUGGACCUUGAAGCAGUAAAACCAAGGACUUUGGUUGGAGCAACCUUCUUGAAGUUUCUUUCAGAUAACGAAUCAGCAUUUAAUCUUCUGUAUUGCGUCGCCUUCGCUUUGAUGGAUCAUCUGUGGCUUGCCAUGCAUGCAUCUUACAUGGAUUUCAACGCCGUGAUGAAGUUAACAAGACAUCAACUGGAAAAAGAACUUUUGGAAGAAAACAUAACACGGCUUGAAGAGUUACCCUCCUAUGCACACUUACUAGGUAACAGUUAGCCCGUUCGGUUCAACUGCUCAAGGAUGACUAGGAUCCACAUGGUCCAUGAUCAGAGUGACACUAGAAAGUCGACAGUGUCACAAUAUCAACGUUUAGCAUAUAAUAAUAAUAAUAAUAAUAUCACACAAAUAUGGUGCAUGAUACAGCAUCAAUGUUGUACUACCAACUGUACGAUUUGAGUUCCAAGAGGUUUUGUGUUUUCCUACUAUUGUUCCUAAUCUGCGUGUAAACGUGACAAGAUCUAUAUGAAUCGUUUACUUUAUGAAUGGGAAAAUGAUGCAAUCUGAUAUAA